UCAAUAUUUUACUAGCUCUGUGAUUCAUUACAUUCGAAACAACGUUCUGACGUUCAUGAAUUAGUUCAAUUCAAUGUUCACGAACUACAUAAGGCUACAUGUUACAUUAUGUAGUUAAAUCUUUUUAAAUAAAAAUAUAUCUAUACCGGUCAAUAGUGAAUCUAAUAAUAAUUAUUAAAUAAAUUCAAAAAGUAUUAAAUUACAUACAGAAGACUUUAGUCCAAAAUAAUUUAUUGUAAUUUUACUAACUGUGACGUAAAAAAAAUACUACAAAUCCAUGCAAAACCUGUCUACAUUUGUGUAACACAAAUAUUUGAAAUUUACCUCAUAAAAAUAACUGUAGAUUAUAUGAGACUUCACAAAAUUUACUGCCAUAGCCAUUGCCAUCGUUCAUAGCACGUUAAUUCGCCUUAGCCGGGUGCUAAGGAGGCCAAUGUCGAAGACUCAAGAUUUCGCUUGUGGUUUUCACGAAAAUGAAAGUAUUACAAAUGAGAAGCUUAUCUAUCCAGCUGCAUCAAGAAACAAAGAAUCUAUACUACAAGUCCUCAAGAGAUUCCUAAUUACUGACACAGAAAAUGAUGAUGAAGAAAAUCCUCUCUUUGUAGAGAUAGCAUCAGGCUCUGGACAACAUGUGGCACAUUUUGCACCACAUUUUCCAAACUUCAAAUUUCAGCCAACGGAAGUAGACAGUGCUCUAUUAGGAAGUAUCUCAUACUAUGCCAAACACUGUCCCACAAAAAACAUUUUACCCCCGCUACACUUGGACAUUUGUAAUAGUUUAUCUCAGUAUGGGUUUAAAGAAGAAAGUAUAGACUACAUUUACAAUGCUAAUAUGAUUCACAUAACUCCUUUUGAAUGCACUAUAAGGUUGUUUGAGAAUGCAGGCCAAUACUUGAAACGUGAUGCAUUCAUGAUCACAUAUGGUCCUUAUGCUAAAGAUGGAAGAUUGUCACCAGACAGUAAUAUUCGGUUUGAUGCUACUCUCAGAGAUAUUGAUCCUUCAUAUGGUGUACGUGACAUAAAUGAUCUGACUAAAUUAGGAGAGAAAAAUAAUUUAUCCCUUAUUGAUACUAUUGAAAUGCCUUCAAAUAAUAAGACAUUAAUAUGGAAAAAAAAUUAAGUAGUUCCCUGCUUUUUAAAUAUACAUUAUCCAUGUAACCUAAGUACCUAAUAGUAUUAUCCUGGCUAGGUAAUGUAACAAACCGAGAAAAACUUGUAAUUUAAAAUGUCUGCUUCCAGUUACUUAAUUCAGAACUAUUAAUUAAACUAUAAUGUUAUGUGGCACUCAUACACUAUAUAAAAAAUGUACCCUGCUACAAAAAAAUAUUAACAUCUAGAAUAAAUUACAAAAAAAUAUUGUUAGAAAGGAAAUUUAAACCCAAAGUGAGGUUUAUCAAUUUUUUAAGUAUGUUGUCAUAUCCAAAUAUUUAAGUAACCACUAACCAUUUCUGAUAAGGCACAUUUGCUCCCUCUACUGUAUAAUUCCAGAAAAUAUCUCAAAAACCUACUCAGUAUUUUAGACUUUAUAUGUAUAUUCUCAUAGACUGAAUUUACUUUACAAAAUACUCUAUUUAUUAUAGAAUAAAGAUCAUAAAUAAUGACACACUGAAAGUGACUGCAUAUAAUAAUAUAGCACUAAACUGGAAAUUAACAUAAGUAGAAAUCAUUUCAGAUUAACAAUUUUAUUUUAUGUUUAUAUGCGCUAUACGGUGCGUUCGGCUAAUUUCGUGUUGCAGGAGUCUCGUAAAUAUUUUUUUUCCAAUAAAAUAUUUAAGCGGUACCGGCAUUUUAUACAUGAAACUGGUUAUUAUUAAUGCUACUUUAUGUGAUAAUUUAAUCAUCUUCCAAUUCUCUCCGUAUAAGCUUAAAAAUAGGUGAUAAUAUCUGUAUAGAAAUUUAAAACACAUAGAAAAGAUCGGACGUUCGCGAGGUAAGUUCGAACUUAAUUCUAAUAACGAUUAUAAUGAUUAUAAGGUCCACAAAAUCAAAUAGAAGUCUCGAUCAGUGUCAAGAAGUACGAAAUCUACCUUUUGUUUCACAGCAUACCUAUUCUUGGUCGUAGCAUCAACUUUCGUAUACUUACAGGGCGGGGCAGAAAGAAACAGCGUCGCCGCCUAUGUAGCCUAAACUAAAUAAUAGUUUCACUGUAUUUAUCGUUAAACGAUCUUACCCGAACGCACCUUAAUACUUUAUAAAGUCUGAUAAUGUUUACAGUAAGUAAUAUUUAUAUUAUCAUAAGAUUUGACAAGAUAAUUCUGGACUGAGCUAAAUCUAUGUGGAAUACUUUAAUUUUAUUUUAAUGUCAGUGCGCACUUGAUAAUAUAAUGGCACGUCACAACGAUUUUUAUAAAAUUAUCGUUAAAUAUUGCACAGAAACUCUGAAAUACCUAAUAUAAGUGGUAUAGUUCAAAUAAAUUAUUAUGUUUUUUGUCUUAACUCGUUAACAGUUUAUUUUUCGUCACACCAAGCAACAUAAUAUAACUAUUUAAGAAGAA
This is a messenger RNA of Manduca sexta (tobacco hornworm), 2495 nucleotides long. RefSeq names its product methyltransferase-like 26. Lineage: Eukaryota; Metazoa; Arthropoda; Insecta; Lepidoptera; Sphingidae. Bases 434 to 1120 code for a protein of 228 amino acids. The transcript has 2 exons. The record is from RefSeq and is a predicted model, not a curated record.